This is a messenger RNA of Nematolebias whitei (Rio pearlfish), 3056 nucleotides long. RefSeq names its product Fas-activated serine/threonine kinase (gene fastk). Lineage: Eukaryota; Metazoa; Chordata; Actinopteri; Cyprinodontiformes; Rivulidae. Gene Ontology annotation, cellular component: mitochondrial matrix; ribonucleoprotein granule. The record is from RefSeq and is a predicted model, not a curated record. Gene Ontology annotation, molecular function: RNA binding. Gene Ontology annotation, biological process: mitochondrial RNA processing; regulation of mitochondrial mRNA stability.
GAGAGCUGAGCUGCUUCUUGUGCACAAACUAUGCUGGGUUUGUCCACUGGGCGGAGCUUCCUGAGCCGAGCUCACGUCGUAAUGUACGCCACUCGUCUCUACAGCACCACAGGGACUGGAGGAGGUGGUGAGGUCAAACCGGGGCGGAGGGUAGGGCUAGCUGCGCUUGAGGCUCCUCCUUCCCAUCUCCCACAUCAUCCUCACCCAGUGCCACCUCCUCCACCCUCCUACCAGCUGUACCAGGGUCGACCCGAUCCCCAUCGAGGAACACAUUUCCAUCACUACCACCCGUCGCCCCAUCAUCUUGCUCCACCUCCUUUCCCUCCACAUUUCCAUGCUCCCAUCUAUACCUACGGAGGAGGUGGAGCUCCAGUCAGCAACUGUGGCGGCAGGAAAAAGACUUGGAACUUUAUUCAUGAGAAGAUGAGCUACGACACAUUCUUUACCAUGAAGCGUCUGAUUGAGCGCUCGCGGCGCCCUGAUGAGGUGCUGCGCUGGAUCACUCAGAACCCCGCCAAGAUCUCCCACAACCACUACCCCGUGGCUCUGCAGAAGAUUGGACAACUGCUGCAGGCCACAUCCCUACACACUGCUAGAAGUGCCGUUGAAGGCAAUGCCUCUGGGGGCACAGCUACAGUGGGAGACAGGCGGCAAAUCCUAGAGCAUCCAGACUUCCAGACACUUUGCAACGCCAUCGUCAACGGCUGCACCAAAUUUGACAACUUCAGUAUCGUGAACUGCCUGUACGCUGUGGCUGCGUUAGGCCUCUCCAGCGACUCCCAGGUGGUUCAGGUGCUGGAGGCAGAGUCACAGUCCAGACUGAACCAGUUCAACCAGAAGGAUGUGUCAAUGGUGUUCAGCUCCAGCAUGAAGCUACACCCAUGCAGCCAGCACCCGCUGACUGAAGCUUGCCUCACCAGCUUGGAGAAGAACCUUGAGCGAGAGCGUCACCCUCAGACCCUGUUCCUGCUCCUGUCUUACUACAGACUGAAGUGGCACUCGCUGCAGCCACCAAAAUCCAAUUCUGAAGGGCCAGCAGCAAACAGCAGUGCCAGCACAGCUACAAACCCCGAACAGCUGCUGGCUAACAGGAAGAUCCUGCGGCUGGUCAAACACACUUUGGCUAGCGUCAGUGGCGUUCGUGACCAGGAGAUGGCACUGCUGGACGAGAUGCUCUCGGCGUGCGCUCGUGAGGCAAAUAACAAGAGUCUGGAGCUAAUAUUCAGUUCCCACCUGUUCUACCAGAACAGACAGGAGAGAUUCAUCAGCAGCCUGGCAGAGGAGUUACCGAAGAAGGCGGACAGCAUCACGCCAUACACCAUGGCUCUGAUUGCUAAAUACAUCGCUCGCCAUCGGCUCAGAGAGACACGGCUGCUAGACACCAUUGCAGACUUUCUGGUGAAGAAGGCUGAGUAUCUAGACAGCAAGGUGAUCCAGAAGUUGGUGUUCCCGUUCAGCAGGAUGAGUUACAGCCCGUCCAACGAGCAGCAGUUUUUCUCUCGACUGGAAGAGGUUGUGGAGCUGAAGGCGCUCAGCUCGCCGCUCGCCACCGUCAACAUCCUGAUGUCCCUCUUCCAGCUGGGACAUUUUCCUGGGACAGUCCUACCCAGAGUCUUCUCCUCCGCCUUCAUCAGCAACGUGACCAACAGUCCCUACGCUCUGAUCGUCAGGAGGUAUUUGUCUCUGCUCGAUGCUGCAAUAGAGUUGGAGUACUGCGACUACACCGGACCUCGCCUGCAGGACGCCCACAAGGUGCUGAUGUUUGACCACGCCCUCACAGCAGACGAGGUCAACCGCAAGUACAGUUAUAAAGGUCUGGUGGCCGAAGCUCUGAGGCAGCUGGUGGGAGAACAGAACUACAAACAGGAUGAAGUGCUGGCCCCGGGCUACUACACAGAUUUUGUGCUCUGGCUGGAUGGUUCUGGUCGGGUUCUUCCCAUCAGGUCUGGAGCAGGUUUGUGUCCGUCCUGUGUUGCUGUGGGGACAGAGAACGCUGAGGACACUGUUGCUGCGGUGACCUUGAAGCUGCAGAAGUUGUCUCAGUUCACAGCACUGGAGGACCGAGCCGAGCUGCAGGGUCAGGAGGACAAAUUGGGCGGAGCCACAGAAGCCCAGUCCUUCCAGGCCCACCAUAUAUGUGGAACUGCAGGGGCCCCAGCAGCUUCUGUCCCCACUCAGACCGGGUCUAAUGAAGGGUCCCUGGAUUUUGAGCAGUACUACGGUCCUGCAGCUGAGUACUACUCAGGUCUGGCUAAGGACCACUCCCUGGAGAGUCAGGACAGCUCCACACUCAGUAGCUCCCCCUCCGAGGGUCCGGCUCCUCCCGGGGCCUCAGGACCCACAAGUGGUCUUGCCCCAGACUCCUUGUUUCCUUUUUCCAUUGGGAGGAUCCUGGAGGACGAGGGGCCUGCAGGAACCCCUGAGGUUCUGGUGUCGGACCGCGAGCUACCCGGGUUCUACGAAGGCCCGAACUAUGCCGAGGGGUCUGGAACCGACAGGGGGCCCCUGACACCUUCACGGCUCCACCUUCCGGACCCAGAAACUGUACCAGAGCCAAGACAGACUCGGAGGGUCAUCAUGUCUGUCAACGACAAGUGGCACUACUGUCACAACUCUGAGGUUCUGGUCGGGUCACGGGCCAUGAGGGACCGACACCUGAGGCUGCUGGGAUACAUCAUCCUACAGCUGCCGUACCAUGAGCUGGAGAAGCUAAAUGGCAUCGAGGAGGUGAAGCAGUACCUGCGCCAGAAGCUGCUGGAGGUCCCUCUAUGACCGGCUGCACAUGUGCCUGUCAGUCAGAACUCAGGGGCAACUGCAACACUCCUACACCAAACUGGGCUGUUUCCCAUCAGGCUGCGCUGCCGGUGUAGAUGAGUCAGCCAUUUUGACUGUGGGGGAGGGGCCUGUUUUUAACCUUGUGGUAACCGUAAUGCAUGAGGUUUUAUAAGCAUGCACCAAAGGCUGGGGUCAAAGGUCAGAUUAUUUAUUUGUUAACGGGUGGCGGACGCACAGAGGUUUGAUUAUAUUCUAUAAACGUGUAUAAAAGCUGAAUCCAA